Ostrea edulis (European flat oyster) is the source of this 971-nucleotide messenger RNA. RefSeq names its product adiponectin-like. The record is from RefSeq and is a predicted model, not a curated record. Bases 143 to 850 code for a protein of 235 amino acids. The transcript is spliced from 2 exons. Lineage: Eukaryota; Metazoa; Mollusca; Bivalvia; Ostreida; Ostreidae. Gene Ontology annotation, molecular function: protein binding.
GCAUUUCUUUUUCAUAAUAUCAUAAUGACAAUAUGUUGCGUGGAAACUGUAAAAUAGUAUGAAUGUAUAAAAGUGGUGACUAUGUGAGCUAAAUUGUCAAAGUAUCUCUCGGUAGUACUUGUGUAUAUAGGAACCCCUUUUCAUGGUACAUUAUUUCAUAGUCAAUAUCAGCACGCUGAUUGAGAAGUCCGAGGAAAUGAUGAUCGUUCUUUUACCCUUCCUCUGUGCCGCCGUAUCCUUGGCUGAGUUGACCACUCUCCAUAAAGGCCGAAAUCUGACCAGUAUGGAAGAGCGACUUUCCUAUCUGGAGAAAACUAUCGUACGUCGAAUAAACGCCACAGAGCGCGUUCUAGGACAGUUGCUGACAGGGAGAGAUGAUGCCGAUAUAUCGGCUCUGAAUGUACUUGCUCUUAGAUCUGGUAUGUUAGCCAGUCCCUCAGAGCCUGUUCUGUUUUCUGCUUACAAGUCCUCAUCUACCGGUGGAAUAAGCACUAAGGUCACCAUUAGGUUUGACAAGACCUACAUCAACCUAGGAAAUCACUACCAUACAGAGAACGGAAUCUUCAUCGCUCCCAAAACCGGCGUAUACCUGUUCCACUGGACUAUCGCUACAGGGAGCAGUGCGUUCUCCUCUCAGCUGAUGGUAGGGGGUACUGUUCGCGCUUCCAAUCUCGUUCCUUAUCCAGGCGGGGUAGAUUCCAGUUCAGCGAUGGUAAUAUUGAACAUCAGUGAAGAGGACCACGUCUGGAUACAACUGUACGGUUCUUCAGAACAUGUCUAUGGUGCCAGCAGUUCUAUAGGAAAUAACUACCAAUCAACGUUUUCUGGAAUCCUUGUACAUACUCCUUAGUGACCAUGAUAACCACACUUAAUAAACAAGUCUUUUCUGUGUAUAAGAAUGAUUAUUUGUAAUUUUGGUUGCUUUCUAUGAAUGUAAAUACUGGCAUAUUUCAAUAAAUCAAUGAAUAGAG